This is a messenger RNA of Drosophila persimilis, 910 nucleotides long. RefSeq lists its product as uncharacterized. NCBI's taxonomy places the organism in Eukaryota, Metazoa, Arthropoda, Insecta, Diptera, Drosophilidae. The record is from RefSeq and is a predicted model, not a curated record. The transcript has a single exon. The coding region runs from base 77 to 544 and encodes 155 amino acids.
UCCAUUCGGUUGAAAAUGCUCAGUCGGAUAGAGGUUUCAAUGUGCUGGAUUUUUGAAGCUCCAUAUAGACCCAAACAUGUUUUGGACAGCAGUGGCCUCGUCCACUAUUUCCUCAUCAAACACAGAGCCAUCGGCAGCCCUGGCCAGUGCAGCCCCGAACUAUCACCAGCUCCACACGAAGCCGCCGCUCCGCUCCCUUAAAAACAGCUGGCAAAUUAGCAAUGCAGCAUUCAAGACGCGUCUGCACCAGCAGCAGCAGGAACAGAAAGAGCAGAAGCAACAGCAACAGGAGCAGAAACAGCAACAGGACCAACAGAAGGAAAUAGAACAAAAGCAGCAACAGCAGCAACAGCAGCAACAGCAGCAACAGCAACAGCAACGGGAAGCACAGAUAAUUUCACAUCAGGAAAAGCCACAGCAAAAGCCAGAAGAGGAAAAGGAGCAGCAAGGAUCAGUGGCAAAGAAGAAAAUCGCUCCAAAAAGUGAAAGUGCCCGUAAAAUGUUCAAAGCUUUAGCUGCCUCCUGCAAGUGCAAAAAGAAGUGAAAGAGAGUGUGGGAGUGCUUGUGGGAGAGCUGCAUGAAAAAAGGUCCGUCCUCGAGUGCAGCCCAAGACAUAGUCCAACUAAUAACUGUUCCUGAGGCGAAAUAGUGCGUCCGGGAGAGAGUGCAAACCAAGAGUGUAAACGAAAAGAGUUAACCUAAAAAUUGGUAAAAAAGUACACAGGAACGGAGGAUUUUGAGCUAAGCAGUGUCCAAGCAAUACUGAGAGACAGGAAAAGACUGGAAAUGAGAGUUGAGGAAUCGAAUGCCCAAAACAAUAAUCGCAAUAACAGCCACAACUAAGGAACAUUUUUUGAUGCAUUUUUCCUCUAGAGGAUAGGAAAAAAACAGAGAGACCAAACAACAUACA